AUGGACUACAAGGGCAUUGAAGAGCAUUUAACCGAGACCAAAGAGGGGAGCCAAAGCUACAAGUUAGACCAUGGACCUUUACCACGAGACGUUUUCAAAGUUAAAUUAGUGUGGAGACUGAUGUUGCGAAAGUGGAGCUAUGUGAGUCUUUUCUUGAAUAUAAUAGUAAAUGGCUCGUUCAUUAAUUCUUGCAAUGAUAGAGACCUAGUUGUUGGAGUUUUAUUCUUAAACACAGUCGCCGUUCUCUUCAUUGUGUCAAUUCAAUUUUUCUUUUCCUCAACUUCCGAAGGGUGGAACGACAAAAGCGUGCGUAUCUGGAUGGUGGAGAUAUUACGUGUCAAUCCUGGAGAAGAUUUGAAAAAGUGGGAUCUGAUUGCUGCUAAAAUGAACACUAUUCUUUACGAAAAUGACAAGAGUGCCACAAGGUAUUUUUUCUACGACGGGAAACAAUGCUUGUCCAGAUUUUCAAGCAAUUACGUCACAUCAAACUCUACAGAGUGGUAUCCUACUCUCGCACCCUUCAUCAAAGCUGCUGUGGAUCAAUACGUUGAGUUUUUCAAUCAGCAAUUCCGGCAAAUGACAUUGGGUAUCUCUGCCGAUCGCACCGAAGCUACCACCCAGAGCGAAGCGGUUUGA
This is a messenger RNA of Lachancea lanzarotensis, 636 nucleotides long. RefSeq names its product LALA0S01e02300g1_1. The record is from RefSeq and is a predicted model, not a curated record. NCBI's taxonomy places the organism in Eukaryota, Fungi, Ascomycota, Saccharomycetes, Saccharomycetales, Saccharomycetaceae. The transcript has a single exon. Bases 1 to 636 code for a protein of 211 amino acids.